AGACCAGAGUACCUGGACCAGCUACACUGUCACCAGGAAGUUUCUUUGAGUAGCAAUCUCUGGCCCAGACCCUGUAAGAAUCUUCUGACAAACUCUGGCAAAGGUUCCGUUCUCUAGUCUUCUGCCAUACUGCCUUUGGUAGGGACGGCCGCUCACCAGCAGAGGGCACUGUGACAAGAGGGUUUCUAGAUGCAAGACCUGCACCAAAGCUGCCUUUCUUCCUACCCCCUCCCAGACCUGCCCUGGAAGUGUACUGACUUCUGGCAUCCUCUGCUACUUCCGAUCUUUACCUGGACUUGGCCGAUGGACAAAGACACUCUCCGCCUGCCCCCAUCCCCCACCAGCAGGACCAGGAGGCAGGACUGUGCCGGGAAAUGGUAGACCACACCUACCUGGAUUCCCCGCCCAAACCUACUUGUCUGCUGGCCUGAAGACUGGUCUGGCAGACCUCUCUGUUUCUUACAGAGGGAGCUAUUGCUUCUGGACGGCCCCGUGGGUAGCCAGUCGACAUUAAGGCCCUCGGCCUUGACUGAUGCAGGGGUGUGGAAAAGCCAGCAGCACUGAUUGAGUGACCAGGCGGAUGAUCCCCCAGGAGAGUUCUGUGCAACCUUUCCAGUUCCUCCUGCUGGUGGGGAUCCCUGUGGCCAGUGUUCUUCUUCUGGUUCAGUGUCUUCGAUGGCACCGUUGUCGGUGGCCGCCAGGGUCCUGCCAGAAGCCGGAUGACCCAGAAGAGCCAGUGUCCCCAUCCACUCCAUUACCAGAAUAUGAGCUCCCAAAGCAGUGCCAAGCCCCCACGCUACCGGAGGUAGCUGCGUUCUAUCAGGAACUCCACAUGCCUACCCGGGGCCAGACCAUCACCCGACAGCUGAUGAACAAGCUGCUGGUGUUUUCUGCUCGAGAGGUAGAUCACCGAGGCGGAUGCCUGAUGCUGCAAGACACGGGCAUCUCCCUGCUCAUUCCUCCAGGUGCCGUGACCGUGGGUCGCCAGGAAAGGGUGUCCUUGGUUCUGGUGUGGGACCUGACAGAUGCCCCGUCGUUGUCUCACAGACAGGGACUAGUGAGUCCUGUGGUGGCCUGCGGCCCUCACGGGGCCUCUUUCCUGAAGCCCUGCACACUCACAUUCAAGCACUGCGCCCAGCAGCCGAGUCAAGUCUGUGCCUAUAGCAGCAAUACCUCCUUGCUGGAUGCCAAGGACUGGAGGCCCCUGGGCCAGCCGGGGACUCAUACCUCCAGGGAUGAGUGCCGUAUCCUGCUCUCUCACUUCAGUCUCUACACCUGUGUUCUGGAGCCACCCCUGGGCCAGACAGCCCGCAAGUGGCUCCAGCUGGCAAUGUUCUGCUCCCCACUGGCACCAGGGCAGACACACCUUCAGCUGCGCGUCUACUUCCUAAACAAUACUCCCUGCGCCCUGCAGUGGGCUAUCACCAACGAACAGCCGCACGGAGGACGCAUGCGCGGGCCCUGCCAGCUCUUCGACUUCACUGGGGCCCGAGCCGACCAAUGCCUGAAGCUCAAGUACAUCUCUGAGGGUUGGGAGAACGUGGAUGACAGCAGUAGCCAACUGGUUCCCCAUCUCCACAUCUGGCAUGGAAAGUGCCCCUUCCGUUCCUUCUGCUUCCGGAGAAAGUCAGCCAAUGGGAAUGAAGAGUGCUCGGCUUUAACCAAUGAGAUCAUUGUCACCAUGCACACCUUCCAGGAUGGCUUGGAAACCAAAUACAUGGAAAUCCUCAGAUUCCAGGCCUCAGAGGAGGAGACCUGGGCGGUUCCCCCUCCUGUCUCCCAGCCGCCCCUGUGCAACAGGCUGCCCCCAGAGCUCUUUGAGCAGCUGCAGAUGUUGUUGGAGCCCAGCAGUGUCACUGGGAAUGACUGGCGCAAACUGGCCUCCCACCUGGGGCUCUGUGGCAUGAAAAUCCGGUUCUUGUCCUGCCAGCGUAGCCCUGCCGCGGCCAUUCUGGAAUUGUUUGAGGAACAGAAUGGCAGUCUGCAAGAGCUGCACUACCUCAUGACCUCCAUGGAGCGGCUGGACUGCGCUUCUGCCAUCCAGAACUACCUUAACCGGACUCCCGGGGGCAGCCCUGCCAGGUUGCGCGGAGGUACCUGGGAGAACUGUGGCCUAGAGCUGGAUGAGAAAUUCUAAGCAGGCUCCGCGGCCGUGCAGGGUGCUUCAAGAGGCCAUGUCAUGCCAUGCCUUUGAGCUGGGGACCAAUGCUGCAGUUCCAGGUGGAUCGAGCUGGAACCCCCAGUGAGGCCAGACAGCCUUAUCAUCUGCCCUGCAUCAGGAUAGCUCUGUAUCCUACCGGCCAACUUUGCCCUGCGUGCAGGUUCCCUCUUGGUCAGUAGGGGGCGCGGGAGUCUGGGAGAUGGCCACAGCCAAGCCAGCUUCCAAGAUGCUGUUUAAUUUUCUCGCGGACGGCCAGGUGGCCCUGCAGGCAUACCUCAGAGACUACUCAGUCCACAAAUAUUCAUGGAGCACUGAGUUUCAGCACCAAGCUGGGAUUGUGAGGAACGUCGGCUUCUUUGAACUUGCCUUGGAGUCUGUUCUUCGAAAUGGAGAUGUUCUACCAGCUAGCUGAGAGCAACAUUCUUGACAGUAUCUCCCUGUGGUUAGGGAAUGUCACGGGUGUGUAACUUUGUUGAGAAGGGAGGGCGCUGAGGUGGGCUGGAACAAAGAGAAGUCUCUAGAGACGAUAUUGGGGAAGAUCUUUGGGGGGCUCGGGGAAUAGGUGGGUGCACAGGGUGGGUGCACAGGGAUGCAGUAACGAGCUCGCUUCAUUGAUGUGAGGGAUGGGUAACAGAGGGUUCAAGGCCCCCGCUCCUCUCCCUUCAUCUCUUCACGGGCAGCUCCCACCUUGUCUUCCUUCCCAGCCAUUGUUUCUCUCAUCACGGAGCUGAGAAGCCUCAGGACGCACACCCCCUGCCUCUCCGCCUCCAGCUGAGAGUGUUAAGUCUCCCGCUUCCUUUUCCUGCCCUUGCCCUGUGUCAGAGUCAGCCUCCUCCGUUACUUGUGUCUUCAUGUUGCUCUGUCUCCAUCUAGUUAUGGAAUCCCAUCUUUGUGUUUCUUUCUCUAUUAGGAAGAGAAAUCCAGUCACUCCCUCAGGCAAGUGUCUGAGCUAAUGCUAUGUAUGAAGGCUACUGAGAGAACCUCGGCUAUUCCAGGAGUGAACGAGUAGAGCUAUUUCCCUCACAGAUCAAGAUCCCCCUUAGGGUCAGGAUUAAAGACUAGGGGUUAAAGGACCCCCAUCCCCGACCCGAUCCAGUCAGCAGUGCUGGCUACUAAUACUCCUGCUUACGGAUAGUUUUUUCAUUUGUCCAAAGAUAGACAAUCUCUUUGGAGGUAAUAACAAUCCGUUUCGAUAUUUAAUUAAAAUAUUGGUACUUUUGAUUGGUGAGCAAUAUUAAUUUUUAGAUGUGAAAAUGCUUUUCUUCAUAAUUCUGUUUUGCCAAGAUUGAUACGAAGGUCUGAAUUUUUAAUUUUCGAUUAUA
Rattus rattus (black rat) is the source of this 3483-nucleotide messenger RNA. RefSeq names its product unc-5 family C-terminal like (gene Unc5cl). The coding region runs from base 581 to 2137 and encodes 518 amino acids. Gene Ontology annotation, cellular component: membrane. NCBI's taxonomy places the organism in Eukaryota, Metazoa, Chordata, Mammalia, Rodentia, Muridae. The transcript has 9 exons. Gene Ontology annotation, molecular function: protein binding; netrin receptor activity. The record is from RefSeq and is a predicted model, not a curated record. Gene Ontology annotation, biological process: positive regulation of JNK cascade; positive regulation of canonical NF-kappaB signal transduction; netrin-activated signaling pathway.